This is a messenger RNA of Asparagus officinalis (garden asparagus), 1044 nucleotides long. Its product is annotated as probable E3 ubiquitin-protein ligase RHB1A. The record is from RefSeq and is a predicted model, not a curated record. Gene Ontology annotation, molecular function: ubiquitin-protein transferase activity. Lineage: Eukaryota; Viridiplantae; Streptophyta; Magnoliopsida; Asparagales; Asparagaceae. The transcript is spliced from 4 exons. The coding region runs from base 302 to 820 and encodes 172 amino acids.
CAUUCAACAUGUUUAAUAUCCAAUAAACUUUGUGUUUUUAUGAUUGUUGUUAUGAUAUUAUUAAAAUUCAAUGUCUUGGAGUUGUUUAUUGGAAGGAAAAUUGUGCAUUUUCAUGAUUAUUUUCAACUUGUUGGUGUUCCGGUUUCUUUGAGUUUUAUUUUCUUUUCUCUGUGAUGGGUUUCUCCUUAUCCUGAAUUUUCUUUAUCAUAUUCUAAAUUGAAAACAUCUGUUUAGUAGAAAAUAAAAACAAAUUCAUAUGUUUAGAGUAUAAAAAAGAAGAAAUUUGGUGUCUAUUUGUUCCAUGCGCGCUGACCUUGAAUUUUUCUGCUUUGUUUUGAUUUAUAUACAGCCUACACGAAUUCAGACUUCGCCCUCGAACCAAGUUAGAUUUAAUUCUCAGCAAGCGCAACGUGAACAUGUAGUAGUAAGAUCUAACAGGAUCAAUCCGAUCACAAUUCAGAAGCCGAGUCAUGAAGAAGUAGCCAAUGAUGCGAAUACAGAUCAAAAGACCGAGCCAUUGCAUUCCAAAGAUAACGAAGGGGAAAUACCUUUGAAAAGUUGUACACGUGAAGCUCAGAGUUUAGAUGAAGGGCCUGAGAAAAGCGCAGAAAAUCAAACUUUUUUCGAUGUUGAGGAUGAGGAUGAGGAUGUUUGUCCAAUUUGCCUUGAAGAGUAUAGCAAAGAAAACCCAAGACUAGUGACAGAGUGUAAGCAUGAUUAUCACUUUGGCUGUAUGCUUGAGUGGAUGGAUAGAAGCUGUACUUGCCCUAUUUGCAGUGCCGAGACACUUUUAGAUGCUUGCAAAAUCUGCAGUGAAUAAGGAAGUUGCCAUCAGCUAGCAGAAGAGAAAAAUGAUUGCUGAAGAUGAUCAGCCUUCACAGAAAAUGGACGAGAUAUUGAUGUUUUGCGUGUGAUAUUUUGCAUUCCUUCUCUUCGAAGAUAGUAUCUGAUGCAUGCAAAUGUGAAGGAAUUUUUUUCCCCUUUGUCUUUGUAUUUCUCCCCUUAUAAAUGUGUGAAUGGUUUUCCUCUUUUUUCCCCCCUUCA